Messenger RNA from Colletotrichum chrysophilum, 1674 nucleotides. RefSeq lists its product as uncharacterized. The record is from RefSeq and is a predicted model, not a curated record. NCBI's taxonomy places the organism in Eukaryota, Fungi, Ascomycota, Sordariomycetes, Glomerellales, Glomerellaceae. Gene Ontology annotation, molecular function: FAD binding. The transcript has 2 exons. Bases 1 to 1674 code for a protein of 557 amino acids.
AUGCUUUUCGAACGCCAUCCGUCAACUUCAAUCCAUCCAAAAGCGUGCGGCAUCAACCAGCGUACGACCGAGAUUCUUCGUGUCAUGGGAGUUGAAGAGGACGUCUACGCCAUUGCAGCACCGGCCGAGAUAGCCGGACGAACCGCCUGGUAUACGUCGCUUGGAGAAGAGGGGAAAGAAGUGUUCUCCAGAGAUGCGUGGGGACGCGGCCAAUACGCAGCGGAAUACGCCCAGCACAGCCCGUCGAGAUACUGCAUUCUGCCGCAGAUAAAAUUGGAACCGAUCUUGAAACGACGCGCCGUGGAGUUGAAUCCUCAUCAAAUCUUCUACGGCCAUGAGGUGUUGACGACAGAGGAUCAUGGCGAUUUCGCGGAAGUUACUGUGAAGAACCGCAGCACGGGUGACGUUUCCCGGCACAGAGGGACGUACGUGAUUGUUGCGGACGGCGGUCGUCAGUUCACAACCCAGCUGGGAUUCGAGUGGAGCGGCGAGGGCGACCUCUUGACCAUGAUAAGCGCACAUAUUCGCUCUCCGAUCAGAGCACUACAUCCCGAUAACCGCAACUUCAUAACUUGGUUCACGAACCCAGCGAUGGGGGGCAGCACGCUCACCGGCUACCUUUAUCAGUUGGGACCCUGGCCAGAAGCGAUGACCAGUCCAGAAAUAGAGGAAUGGAUGUUUGUCUGCGCCCAGGCAGCAGACGACCCAACCAAGUUUGAUGCCGAGACGGCACUGGCUCGAGCGAGGAAGACCAUCGGCAUACCGGACCUCAACAUGGAGCUGAUCUCCCUAAGCGAGUGGACGGUGAAUGCUCUUUACGCAUCGCAAUGGCGUGUCGGACGUCAUUUCCUGGUGGGCGACAGCGCUCAUCGCAUUCCACCAUGGGGCGCCCUGGGAAUGAACUCUGGUAUACAAGACGCAAAUAAUCUUGUGUGGAAACUGUCCAUGGCUCUCAAGGAUUCAAGCAGGCAUUAUGACAGUCUCCUUGACACUUAUUACGAGGAGCGCUCAGAGGUCGGAAAACGCGUUGGACAGACCAGUCUCAACAACAUGCGCUCUCACUCAGGCCAGAUUGACCGUGUCAUGGGCGUUAGCGCGUCGCAGAGUCAGGCCGAGAACCUCGCGGCAGGCACGGCAUUCUUCGACAAAGUACACCCCGAAUAUGCAGAAAAGCAGCGUCUUAUCCAGUUGGCAUCGCAAGCAUUGAACACCGAGUUCAAGGCACCAGGGUACGAAGUAGGCUGGUUCUACCCAAGCGCAGACAUCAACUCUGGGGGUGGAGCGACACAUGGAGGACAACAGCUCGCAGACGGCACACUAGUACAUCACACGUACUAUAUGUCGACGAUUCCAGGGCAUCAUCUGCCCCAUGCGUGGGUGACGCGCGACGACAGGACAGUGGCAUUGCGUGAUCUCUUGGACUUGGACGCACUAACCCUAUUCGUAGAGAAUGCGCUAGAGGAGAGGAUCGACGACGACAGGGUGAAAGUGGUGGUUUUUGGACAAGAUGAAUGGCAAGAUAAGACUGGGCAAUGGGAGAAGUACCGCGGUGUAGACGGGUCUGGCGGUGUGCUUGUGAGGCCCGACGGGAUUGUCGCUUGGCGAGGAUCAUUGACACAAGCCAGAAAUGAUGGCUGGACACGGCUUGUCAACAGGAUUCUGAAAGUCGUUUAG